Molecule: messenger RNA, 435 nt
Organism: Penaeus vannamei (Pacific white shrimp)
Lineage: Eukaryota; Metazoa; Arthropoda; Malacostraca; Decapoda; Penaeidae
Source: RefSeq, a predicted model, not a curated record
GUGGAGUCCUGGCUCAACAAGGACUGCGAGGGCGAGGACAAAGUGGCCGAAGUCAAGAAGAAGCUCGAGGAAGCCUACCAAGCCAACCGAAGCCUCAAUAUGAACCUUAAUGAAACCACGACCAACUUGGGCCUCCUGCGCUCCGAUCUCGCGCAGAUGAGGCUGCAGUAUGAGGAAAAGUGUCGCGAGCUGCACAGCGAACGAGAGCAAGUAUUGGAAUAUAUGCACCAGUACGACCAUAUGAAAAGGCAGCUUGAAUUACUCCACGAAGCCAACAAGAGGCUCCAAGACACCAACGACAGCAUGAGGGACGCCAUGGAGUUCGAGUGGCGACGGUCCCCGCUGGGCUCGAGGUGCUCCAGCAACAGGAGCUCGUUGAGCAGCGAAGGAGAGGAGGCGGAGUCGUUCUCCAUAUCUUCCUACGACUCCAGGUAG